CUUCCGGUUUUUAGUUGUAAUUUUGUUAUGUGCGGUUGGUAGGGCUUGGUUUUAUCUUUUAGAUUACAUGUCAGAUCGUGUAUUGUAAUAUGGCGACUAAUAAUUACUUUGGCUUUACACACGGUGGAACACAGUACAGCGCGGCGGCGGCAACGGGAGCGGCUUAUCAAGCGGGUCAAGCCGGAUACGCAGUAACUGCUCCAGCUACAGCAGCUGCGGCUACAUACGGUACUCAGCGUCCUGCGGGAUACGAUACUGCCUACCAAGCAGCCGCCACCCCUGGUACUUACGCAGCAGUAGGUACCGGUGCAGCACCAGCGUAUGAGUACGGUUACGGACGUGCUGCAGCAACUACCGGAUACGACGCAAGUAAGACUUAUUAUCAACAAGCGGCUACAGGACAAACGGCAACAGCGGCCGCAACGUAUACUGCCGGCUACGAUCAGACCGGUGCCGCCAAACCUGCUGCGUAUGCUGCUACUUACACUCAGCGAGCUGCCACUACAGUUCAACCUCAAACACAAGUGACUGCUGCAGCAAAGCCUGCACAAUAUACCGGCACUUACCAAGCGAAUGCAACAGGAUACCAAGCAACGUAUGCUCAACCUGCUGUUCAGACUACAGUUGCUGCUCAACCUGUAACUCAAGCUAAACAAGCAAAUAACACUACCUACUCCGGAUACGACGCUGCACUAUAUUCAGCAGCUACCAUGUAUGUAGCACAGCAAACGACAAAUGCUGCCCAACAGAAGACCAACACUUGGCAAGGGUACAAAAAAGGAUUGGGAAAUAAAAACAUGCGAACCAAAGCUCCUCCAAAACCGCAGCAGCUACAUUAUUGUGAUGUUUGCAAAAUUAGCUGUGCUGGCCCCCAGACAUAUCGUGAGCAUUUAGAAGGCCAGAAGCAUAAAAAACGUGAAGCGGCCACUAAGAUGGCGGCAUCUGUUAACGUUACAAGUCAAAAUAGAUCUGGAAACUCUUUACGUUGUCAGCUUUGCGAUGUCACAUGCACAGGUAAUGAUGCAUAUGCGGCUCAUAUUCGUGGUGCUAAACAUCAAAAGGUUGUAUUAUUGCACACUAAACUAGGAAAACCAAUUCCGCCUCAAGAACCUGAAGUGAUCGGAGGCGCUCGUAAAUCUAUAAGCUCAGCUCCUAAGAUAAAUUUUGUACAAGGGGGUGGUUUGGGUAUUAGUACCGGUAAUGGUGAAAGUAAAGAAGAUGAUAUUAUAGAUGACAAUCCGGAACCAGAUAUCCAACCUGUUGGACAAGAUUAUAUCGAAGAAAUAAAAAGUGACGAUGGAAAGGUGAUUAGUUUUAAUUGCAAAUUGUGCGAAUGUCGUUUUAAUGAUCCAAAUGCGAAAGAAAUGCACAUGAAGGGACGUCGGCAUCGUUUACAAUACAAAAAGAAGGUGAAUCCCGAUUUAGUGGUUGAUGUUAAACCUUCCCUGCGACAAAGAAAAAUUCAAGAGGAAAAAAUGCGCCGUGCUGCAAUGAGAGAGGAAUACUGGCAAAGACGCCACUUGGCAGCAGAGGAUGAAGAGGAACGUAUGUAUUGGGAAGAAAGACGUCGAUACGAAGAAGACUACAUGGAAUGGUGUAGAAGAGGAAAUCUAGGACCUUUCCCACGCCCGCGUCCUCCUUUCUCAGGAAGUGUUCCUCCUCCAUUUUUCCAGGGACCUCCAGCUAGACGUGUUGAAUCCAGUGAUGAUAGGCACGUAAUGGCGCGCCAUUCGGAGAUAUAUCCGAAGGAAGAAGAAUUACAGGCAAUUCAGAGGAUCGUGUCUCACACCGAAAGGGCACUGAAAAUUGUGUCCGAUCAGCUAGCAGAAUCAAAACCCAAAGAGGCCAUUCCUACUACACCAGUAAGCGUAUCCACAGCUGCACCUGCAACUCCCACGUCCACUACUCCGCAAAUCAAACAGGAGAAACCGGAAGGUGAAAUUAAAACUCCAGGAAAUGGUGUGGAACAGAAAGAAGAUGGCAGAGACAAUCAAUUGUUUUCAUUCCAACAAGAUCGUGACGCGAAUCGUAUUCUAAAGGGCGUUAUGCGAGUAGGUCAUUUGGCCAAAGGGCUUCUCUUGAGAGGGGAUGCGAGCGUUGAAUUGGUGGUUCUGUGUGCGGAGAAACCAACCCUUACUCUGCUACGUAAGGUGGUGGAACUACUACCGGCAGCCAUUAAACAGGUUACCAAUGAAAAUACCUACGCAGUCACAAUCAAUGCGGCAGAUGCGGGUCUUACCGUUUCUGGAGAUGGGUUAUCAGUUUUAGUACAGCUUACCAGUCCAGUCAUGCGAGAAGAAGCUGCGAGCGGCGGGUCGGACCGGGAUGUUCUCGCACGCGGCAAGUGUCUCCAGGCGCUGGCAGCCCUCAGACAUACCAAAUGGUUCCAGGCUAGGGCACUGGGCUUACAUUCCUGUGUGGUUAUAAUUCGUAUUCUGAGAGAUCUUUGCCACAGGGUUCCCACAUGGUCUCCCCUCAGCUCAUGGGCAAUGGAACUGUUAGCGGAAAAGGUUAUUUCUUCAGUCCCUGGAGGAAUGCAACUGUCGCCUGGAGACGCUCUUCGCAGAGUUAUGGAAGCGGUCGCCGGUGGUAUAUUGUUACCCGGAGGACCAGGCUUGGGCGACCCAUGUGAAAAGGACAACCCUGAUGCAGCUGCUGCACUUGCCGCACAACAACGUGAAGAUCUGACUUGCUCUGCUCAAUAUGCCCUUCGUUUGAUUGCUUACAGACAAAUAUACAAAGUAUUAGGAAUGGAUCCUCUUCCAGUUCAACAAAAGGUGUUCAGACGUGACAGGUCUGCACGGAAACGACGGCGUUCCGGUGGCGAACAAGUAGAUUCAGAAAGCGACAGUGGAAAAAUGGUGAAAACAGAUGGCAGUGACAUUUCUGCCAGCGAAAUUCCGACUACUACAAAGUAAUCUAGAAUAGAUUCCUAAUUAGUUUUACAUUACCUUUAUGUAAUUGAUAAUUACAACUUUUUUGUGUAUUAAAUAUCGUAUAGAAUUUUUUUUA
Molecule: messenger RNA, 3012 nt
Organism: Photinus pyralis (common eastern firefly)
Lineage: Eukaryota; Metazoa; Arthropoda; Insecta; Coleoptera; Lampyridae
Gene: Zn72D
Product: zinc finger RNA-binding protein
Exons: 15
Coding region: 90-2918 (942 amino acids)
Cellular component (GO): precatalytic spliceosome
Molecular function (GO): zinc ion binding; double-stranded RNA binding; single-stranded RNA binding
Source: RefSeq, a predicted model, not a curated record